Messenger RNA from Spinacia oleracea (spinach), 2167 nucleotides. RefSeq names its product inner membrane protein PPF-1, chloroplastic. Gene Ontology annotation, molecular function: membrane insertase activity. The record is from RefSeq and is a predicted model, not a curated record. The transcript has 11 exons. The coding region runs from base 156 to 1667 and encodes 503 amino acids. Lineage: Eukaryota; Viridiplantae; Streptophyta; Magnoliopsida; Caryophyllales; Amaranthaceae. Gene Ontology annotation, biological process: protein insertion into membrane; thylakoid membrane organization; protein localization to chloroplast. Gene Ontology annotation, cellular component: chloroplast thylakoid membrane.
AUUUUCACUCGCAAGUCGCACCAGUCCAACCGAACACAACAACUCCAGCACAAAAUCCCAAUUCCCCACUACUUCUCCGAUUUCCUGUCCAUCUUCUUCACCCUCUUCCCUGUAAAUCCACCCCCAAUUUUCUAGGGUUCAUCAGAACACCAAAAAUGUCAACUUUUCUCUCCCCUCUUGGCCUUAAGCCUGUCCUCCACCCAUACCCAUCUCAAAUUCGGACUCUCCAAACCCCCUUCUUCCACCGAACCCAUUUCCGGCACCAAAAGGGCUCACUUUCCCGAACCCCACUUGUCGUGGUUGCCAAAUUCGGAUUCCUAAACUCGGGUCAACUACCGGACCCGGAAAUCUUUGAGGGUACUGUUAAGGAGCUGUUUGGCAGAGCUGAAGGACUUCUAUACACUAUUGCUGAUGCUGCUGUCGCUAAUUCUGAUGUUGUUGAUGCUUCCAACACUGCUACCAAACAGAACGGGGAUUGGCUUUCUGGGAUCAGUUCUACCAUGGAAACUGUUCUUAAAGUGUUGAAGGAUGGGUUGACGAAGUUACAUGUGCCAUAUUCUUAUGGGUUUGCUAUCAUAUUGCUAACUGUGCUGGUUAAGGCGGCCACAUUUCCUUUGUCCAAGAAACAGGUGGAAUCCUCUAUGGCUAUGAGAUCCUUGCAACCUCAAAUAAAGGCUAUCCAAAAGCAAUAUGCAGGAGAUCAGGAGAGAAUUCAACUUGAGACGGCUCGUUUGUAUAAGCUCGCUGGCAUUAAUCCACUGGCAGGAUGUCUGCCAACGUUGGCAACAAUACCAGUGUGGAUUGGUCUUUAUAGAGCCCUUUCAAAUGUUGCCAAUGAGGGACUUUUGACAGAGGGUUUUUUCUGGAUACCCUCCCUUGCUGGUCCUACUACUAUUGCUGAUCGGCAAAAUGGAACUGGCAUAUCUUGGCUUUUCCCUUUCAUUGAUGGUCAUCCACCACUUGGAUGGUCAGAUACAGCCGCAUAUCUUGUUCUGCCUGUGUUGUUGGUUGUUUCACAGUACAUAUCAGUCCAAAUUAUGCAGUCAUCUCAGCCAAAUGAUCCAAACAUGAAGAGUACACAAGCGCUGACGAAAGUUCUUCCUUUGAUGAUUGGUUAUUUUGCACUUUCAGUGCCUUCUGGCCUAAGCAUUUACUGGUUUACAAAUAAUAUCCUAAGCACACUUCAGCAAGUUUAUCUUCAGAAGAUGGGAGGUGCGAACAAUCCGUUAGGGCAACUUAGUGAUGCUCUUUUAAAAGAAGAGCAAUCACCAUCGCCUAUAACCAUUAGUGAUAGAGAAGAGCAAACACCACUUACAAAACCUGUCUUGGAAACAACAUUAACCCAAACAGAGGAAAAGUCACCUUCCACAGGGUUACGUCCCGGAGAAAGGUUUAAGCAAUUAAAAGAAGAAGAAGCUAGAAGAAAGCGUCAAAUGGAAGAGGAGAAAAUGAAAAAUGAAGUACCUGCUUUAAAUGCUGCAUCCAAGACAGAUGGCACUGACAUCCCAAACGGUAGUACUUCUUUAAACGGGAGUGUUCAUGAUUCUUCAAAGGAACAUCAAGAUGCACAUGAAGUAACAAGUGAAAAUGGUCGGACAAUUAAUGUUACUACUGGACAAGAUUUGGAAGAUGUAAGCCAGGAAGCUGUUGAAGUAAAAGUAGAUUAGUAGACGAGACAUCUUAAUUAUUAAUCAGACAACAAUAGAAGAAGUCGGAGCUUUAGUCGAGGAGAAUUUUUAUACCAAGUGAAUCAUAUUAGCGCCAAAGACCUGAUGAUUUUGGGGUGCAUCUAAAAGGUAUGUACGUGUUUGUCAAAUUCUCCGGAGAAAAUAUAGGGUACAAUUCAGCUGCCAAAUGAGACGUAUAUGUCCGAGCAAGAAGAGAAUACUCUUGAAUGAGAUAAAGGGGUAAGACUUUAAUGUCUUCAUUUCAUUUCAGUAAUGUAGAGUUUCAGAUUGUUGUUAUGGGGGGAUUGUAUAUCAUGUUAUACGAAAAUUGUAAAUGAGUUGAGAAUUUUAUGUUUCAUAAACAAUGCAAGAAUUUGAAGCUGUCAUACGCUUGACGUGUACGUAUCAGUUGUACUUUGUUUCCAAUGAUUCUCUUUCCCCCCUUGGUUGUAUAUUUUUUGACCAUGUUGAUGAAUACAGAUUUCAGGUUUACAUGGACU